Molecule: messenger RNA, 15048 nt
Organism: Drosophila miranda
Lineage: Eukaryota; Metazoa; Arthropoda; Insecta; Diptera; Drosophilidae
Gene: Rim
Product: regulating synaptic membrane exocytosis protein 2
Exons: 27
Coding region: 2376-11177 (2933 amino acids)
Biological process (GO): calcium ion-regulated exocytosis of neurotransmitter; regulation of membrane potential; positive regulation of synaptic transmission
Cellular component (GO): cytoskeleton of presynaptic active zone; presynaptic membrane
Molecular function (GO): small GTPase binding; transmembrane transporter binding
Source: RefSeq, a predicted model, not a curated record
GUCAGCUCCGCGUUUCGGUCCGCGAAAAACGGGUAAAUUCGGUAAAUCAAAUGGAAAGAAGUGUCGCGUAUUUGUGCAAUGAAGUGCAGUGCUGUGGUAAAGUGAUUAAACACUGAAAAUGUCCAAAAUUAGUGUUUCAGUGCAAAAUCAGCGGAGGCAAUCCACGAGGCGAAAUGGCGUACAAAAGGCAAGGCGAAAGGCGUGGCGAGGAGAUCGGCGAGGGAAAAAGGCGGCAAUAUGUGCAAAAAGUGAAGUGCAGUGAAGUGUGUGUUGUAGUGAACUUAUUAAACAUUAAAAAUGGCAAGAAUAGUGUUUUAGUGGAAGAAAAAGGGCGAAGGCGGUCCACAAUGGCAUACAAAAGGCAUGGCGAGGCGAGGCGAAUGGCAGGCGAAAAAGGCGGCAAAAGGCGAGCGAAAAAGACGGCAAAAGGCGUGGCGAGGCGAUCAGCGAUGGAAAAAGCCAGAAAUAUGUGCAAAAAGUGAAGUGAUAAAUUGAAAAACAUAUGAUGCAGUUAUUCUUUUUUUUGAUGUUUCAAAAUCAACAAAAUCACCCCUCAGUUCCAGCAACCCACGAGGUGUCUCAUUUUUUUCCUUUUUUUUCGGUCACGUGAUGUCUUGCAAUGUGUGUGCGUGUGUUAAAAUACUCCAUCAUGUCGUGGGAGUGGCGAAGAAGAAGAGCAGCAUAAAAGAAAGAGCGAGCGCAAAUCGUCAGCUCUCUCGCUCAAAGUGUCACCGUAGGAGAGGUGGCGCUUUGCAAAUCUCGGCGAGGUUACGCUCUCUCUCUCUUUUGAAGUGUGCCCUUGAUCUGAGCAAAUAUGCAAGCAGCGUGAGAGUGAUGCCGAGAGGGUCGCACCUUUAAAUAAUGUGGUCUUAUUGGAACUGCGUUUGCUGUGGUUUUUUUUUAAAGAGUGUGGCAGUGGUGUUUAAAAGUGCGCAGAAAGGAGCAAGAAAAGGAGUAUAAAUAUGAAAAGUGUGUGAGUGCAGUGCGAUUGCUAGAAAAGUCUUUCCAUUUGUCGUCUCUUUCUUUCGUCGUAAGUUUCGGUAUCGUCGUGCGUCGUUCGAAUUGAAAUGCAGCAAAAGCAGAGGAAAAGCAGCAGAAGGAAGAACCGUAUAAAACGAGCAGAAGAGGCGCAGAUUCGCUCUUGAUGAUGAUGAUGGACGACAGAUGCGAAAAAAGCUGGCAGAAGCAGGUCAUAUUUGAUGGGAAAUUCAAGGAAAACUCUACCAAAAAUAGUUUUAAAAAGAUUAAGGGUUUGAAAUGAACAAAAAUCUAUGGAAAGAUCUCUCUUCUUUUGAGACAAUCAAGGGGAUUGCCCUUUAAAACUUGGUUCAAAUGCCACUGGCAGCGGCAGCAGAAGAAGGAAGUUCCAGAAUAAGCUGAAUGUCUUCAAUAAAACCUCUACGAUGCCUCAAAAUGCUAAAAAACUAGAAAUUUACAAAUCCCUGUGUACCGAGGAGGAGUAGAGUGUUGGUGCCUGUAAUUUGGAAAGCAAAAAUGACGCAGCCACGCACAAGGCAACAUCCACAGCGGCAACAACAACAACAGCAGCAGCAACAACAGCAACAAAAUAUACAACAACAUAAACAAGAACAAAAACUGCAAUUAGAGGCAACAGCUACAAAGGGCCGGCAACGAUAUAGAGCGGCAGUAGAGGCAGUCGAAGUGGCAGCAGUAGAGGACAAAUGAGGCAAAAACCAGAAGACGAAGAAGAAGAAACGAAGAAUUUUCCACACAAAUUUGCAUUCAACCAAAGAAAUACAAAAGUCUAAAAACAAAGGAGGAAAAAGGAAGCCAAACAAACACAAAGAAGGAAGUUGUGCGCCAUCCAUCCGCAAAAUAAAACAAAAACCAAAAACAAAAAACGGGUCAGAGGGCAUGGCACACAUACACAAACACGCACACACCCAAGAGACACACCACACACACACAGAGACACAGACACAGAGAAACGAGUGCAUUGUGAACAAAAAUUUUUCAACGAAUUUCCAAAUGUCUACAAAACAAAUCUAACAACAACAAAAACAAAAAACAAAAAACAAAACAAAAACCAAAAAAAAAAGAAAGAACAAAAGACCAUAAGAAAUUUUGAAAUUUGCUCUGUGAUUUUCUAUCAGAAUGGUUUAACAAAUAAUCCACAUAUUAAAUUUAAAUAUUUAUAAAUACAUAUUGCUAAAGUGCAUUCAAAAAAAAAAAAAGAAAACAAGCUUUAAAUCCAACUAAAAAAAUUUCUAUAAAUAUUUAACAAGAAGAAAAGUUUAUUGAUACUAAAGCUAAUUAGUGCAACUAAAGUUAGUUUAAAACGGCGCAACUGUGAGACGUGGAAGAGACCAUCAACAGACCCACCCAUAGACCAGCCAAUCAGCCAAUCAGCAGCCAUGGACGACAUGCCCGAUCUCUCUCAUUUGACCCCCCACGAGCGCAUGCAGAUCGAGAAUGUGCUCAUGCGGCAGAAGCAGGAGGAGGAGGCACAGAACGAGAUAAUGCGUCGCAAACAGGACGAGGUUGUCACUUUGGAAAUGCAAAUCAGACAACGCUCCGAGCAGCAAAAGAAGGCCGGCGUCGAGCUGGAUGCCACCUGUCACAUAUGCCUUAAGACCAAGUUUGCCGAUGGCGUCGGACACAUUUGCCAUUACUGCAACAUACGCUGCUGUGCCCGUUGCGGCGGCAAGGUGACACUUCGCAGCAACAAGGUGAUUUGGGUCUGUAUACUCUGCCGCAAGAAGCAGGAGCUGCUCUCCAAGACGGGCCAAUGGAUCAACAAAACGGGAGCCCAGCAGGACGGUUUUAUCCGCCGCAUCGAGCCCGACGGCAGCAGCGACAUCUCCCAGCAGGCCAUUGUGGAUCCGCACGACACGACGGACAAGCGGCCCAAGCUGGAGCGUACGCGCAGUGCCGCCGAGAAGGAGAACCUGCCCAUGCAACGGGCUGGCAGCAUGCUACGGAGGCAGUACUCGCAGCAGGAGCAGCCCACGAAUCGCCGUCUGUCCGUCUCGGACAGUGGCAUGGAUCCCAUGAUGAGCCCGGGCCAGCAUCCGCAUCAGCAGCAGCAGCAGCAUCCACAGCAACAGCGAGGCCGAAUGCAGCCAAUGAAUCCGCAGCAGUCGCAGCAGGGAUACGGGGGCUAUGGCAUGCAACAACAACAACAGCAGCAGCAGCAGCAACAGCAGCAGCAGCAGAGAUCGGGUGGCGCCUAUCCAGAGGAUGAUCCGCGUUACUAUCAGGGCGAACUGGAUGGCUUGAUGAAACAACAUCCCCAUCUGGCGCAUCCCAGCCAAGUGCAGCCGCAGCAUUCACAACAGCAGCAGCAACAUCCACAGCAUCAGCAGCAACAGCAACACCCACAACAUUCGCAGCACCAGCAGCAGCAGCAUCAGCAGCAGCAACAUCCACAACAGCAGCAGCAACAUCCACAGCAGCAACAAUUUGCGGCGAGACAGCAAACGUACCAGGCACAGAUACAUACUCCACCGCAAUCGCACAUGCAACAGGGGCAACAACAGCAGCAGAUCCAUCCCCAUUCCCAGCAGUCGAUGUCCAUGUCCCAGCAGAUGGCUGGUGGCUACCAGAAGGCACCGCCACUGACCCGAAACCUGACCAUCAGCGGGGGACAUGCCAUGGACAGCAGCUCGUACGGUCAGCAGCAACUUCAGCAGCAGCAGCAGCAGCAGCAGCAGCAGCAAAAUCGAAGACCGCAGUAUGCCUCACAGCAGCAGCGAUCCUUCAGCAGCUCCGAGGAGGAGUUCCAGAAUCAGCUGCUGCAGGCACAGGCCCAGGCGGCCGGGGCAGGAGCCACUGUCAGUGCGGGCUCCGAUUACGAUGGCGGCCGUCUACAGGUGCGCACCUCAGUGGAUCCCUGGCGCCAGCAGCGGAGCCUCAACGAGCGCGAUCUACUGAGCGUCAGUGCCGGCGGCACAUCCAGUGACUACCGCCUGUUGGCGCACACCAGCCAGCGGCAGUACGCGUCGGCGGACCAGCGGGAUCGCUACGAGCUGCAGCUGCAGCAUCGCGAACGCCUGGAGCAGUAUCCGCUGACCAGAACGGCACGACUGGACGUGCAGCAGCGCAACUCGUUGAAUCGCACCAAUCACGAGCGACAGUUCGGGGCCUGUGGCAGCGGUCCAGCUGUUGGGGUAGCCACUGGUGGUGCUGGCGCCUACCGACGUGCCCCGCCCUUGGCUGCAACCGGUGGCGGUGGCAGCAGCAGCAGUAGCACCAGCAGCAGCUACUAUCCCCCCCACAACCACAACCACAACCACAGCCAGGGCCAGGGCCAGUCCAAGCCACAGAUUGUGAUUGGUUCGGGAGCCUAUGAUCGAGGUGGCAACAUGUCGGCUGACCAGGGCGGCGGCAGCUCGAGGGGCAGCCUGAGCAGGGAGCGUGCCCUGUUGGGAGCCAAGAGCUUGGGCGGUGGCGGUGGCAGCAGCUCCGUGAGCUCCACGGAGGCGGCCUACUGGGAUGAGCCUGCCGGGGGCAGCACCUCCUCCUCAUCGGCGGCCCAGGACUCGCGCCGCUUCACCGAGCGCAGAAUAAAGAAGACAGUGCGCUUCGAUGCCCACGAGGAUGGGGCCUCCAUCAUGGCCGGAACUGGGAUGAUGGGCAGCGGAUCGCUGCCGCCGGUGACCACGAUCCUGCCAUCGACAGCGGUGGAUGUGGGUUCGGCCACGCUACUGACCAGCGGAAAGAUGGGAAUGGGCCAGGGACAGGGACCACCGCCCAUGGAAGGGGCCAGUGCUGGGGACUGGGCACGAUGGGAGGCCGAGCGACAGGGCAGCCAGGACUCGGCCACGAAGGACUCGGGCAUCGAUACGAGCAGCACCUUCACCAGCAGCGAGGACUCGAACCGCGGCGACGGCCCCAAGAAUCCGGUGAAUUGGCAAACAUCCGCGGAUAAUACUCGCUUGAUUGGGCACAUGAUAUUACGUAAAUACUAUGAUGGGGAAGAUAUAUUAGGCUUAAAGGUCAACGGCGGCCAGCCCAUCGGAGGAGUAGGAAGAGGAAUAGGAGGUGGACCAUUGGGAGUAGGAGUAGGAGGAGGUCCAUGCGGUGCUAUUGUGGAGAAGGUGAAACGCGGAUCGGUGGCCGAUCUAGAAGGCCGUAUACGACCAGGCGACGAGAUCAUCGAGUGGAAUGGCCGGAAUCUGCACAACAAGAGCGCAGAUGAGGUCUACGACAUUAUCGACGAGAGCCGCCUGGAUGCCCAGGUGGAACUGAUUGUCAGUCGUCCGAUCAGUGGGAGUGGCGGCAGCAGCCAGAACGUCAGUCCCAGCAGUGCCUGCUCCACCAACACCAACAGCAGCAGCCUUCCGCCGCGCCGCUCUACGGCCAAUUUUCCGCACAGCGGCCUGGCCACUAGCAUGGCUGGCAGUGCGGUGGUCAGCAGCGGCGGACGAUAUCUACAGCGCAAAGCCCCAGCGGUUGAGGCCAUUGAAAUCCAUCGUGAUAAGCCCAGUGUUUUGAUAACCUCACCCGGCUCGCCGGAUAUCCACGUAACAGCUGCAUCGGGAGCGGGCAACGGGGUACGGAGUCAACGUGGCGGCGCCUCGCAGCAUAUACAGCGCCUGGGACCAAGCCACAGCACUCACAGCCACAGCAGCAGUGGGAGUGGCAGCGUCAGCGGCAGCAGCACCACCAGCAGCGUCCACGCAGCGUCCGGCAGUCUUCAGGGCGCCUCCGUUCCCGCCGCCGCGUCGACGAACUCUUCCUCCGCCCCGGGCGGAGGUCUGCACGGCACAACGACGGCGGGCCAUCAUCACCACCAUCAUUGCCACCAGCCAUUGCCGUCCGUACAUUUGCAUGGCGCCCACGGGGGCCUGGGGAUGGGCAGUGGGGCGGGAACGACGACGCAACCGAUACCGAUCGAGGGGCGGCUGCAGCUGAAGCUCGGCUACGAUCAGAACACACUCCAGCUGAUCGUGACAUUGGUGUGUGCCACAGGCCUGUCCCUGCGCCAGAGCGGAGCAGGCCGCAAUCCCUAUGCAAAAGUGUUCCUUCUGCCCGAUCGCAGCCACAAGUCCAAGCGGCGGACAAAGACAGUGGGCACCACCUGCGAACCGCGCUGGGCGCAGACCUUUCUCUAUUCGGGUCUGCGACGCUGUGAUCUUAAUGGACGGCUGCUUGAGGUGACGCUGUGGGACUAUGUGCGCUAUGGGGCCAACGAUUUCAUCGGCGAGGUGGUCAUCGAUCUGGCCCAUCACAUACUGGACGACGAGGCCGAAUGGUAUCAACUGCAGCCGCAUCAGGACACCUCCUAUCUCUUACGUGACGAGGGCAGCGAUGUGGACGGCCUGAUACUGACACCGACAGAUCAUUUAUCACCGCCGAGCACCAUGUCGCGUCUGAGCGACUCGGACACGACGUCCGACUGUGACAUCGAUGGAAUGACGCCGGUGGCCAGCAUCUCCUCGAUGGGAAGCUCGGCCAGUCCGCCGCCCAUGUUAGAGCUCGAUCUAAACGAGCGUCGAUCCAGACGCGACAUGUCACCGCAGGGCCGCAAACGGGUGGCCGGAAUGGUGGCCCGUGAUUAUCGUACUGUCUCUGGCAUUGGACAAAGUUAUCAUAAUCAGGCAUCUGCCACGGGCUAUUAUCGACGCGGCGGCGGCGGCGUUGGAGUCGGCGGAGGUAAUGGUGUCGGCGGUUCCUCCUGCAUUGGACCCGGUGGCAUGAGCCUCAGUCAUCGCAGUCAUUCGGCGGCACCCAACGACAGCUACCACAGCGGAGGCGGCGGCGGAGUGGGAGGAGUUCCCUCUGGUGGUCCAGGCUACGGCUAUAGGAGCACCAGUCCACGCAGAGGCUCAUUGUCGCCACCGGACGAUCGGUACAUAGACUACCCAGUGCUUCCAGUACACGGCUCGCCCAACGCGCCCUCCAUCUAUCCGGGUUCGGGUCCGAGUGCGGGCGUUGCAGCCACAUCGGCCACACAGCAGCAGAGAUUCCAGUCGCGGUCGGCCACAGCCACGCCCACAGGAUCGCCAAAGAAGAGGCAACUGCCACAGGUGCCUCAAACAUCGCGUAGCGCCAUGCUGCGGGACCGGCUCGGCCAGGACUUUGACGAGCGUCUGGCCUCGGGCAGCCGCUUUGGGAGGCAUCGUACACGACAGCCGCAUCACCAGGCCACCUACCGGAGCACCGGGAUGGGCGGCUGGGAGCGCCACUACACAGGGCUGUCCGACAGCGACCUGCACUCGAUGGACGCGAGGAUGCGGCCGCGGCACUCGCUGUCGCCGGACAAGGACUUUAUGGGCGAGUUCGGUGAUUCCGAUAUGGAGUCGGUGGUCAGUGUGACGUCCAGCGCCUUCUCCACGCAGUCGGAGCGGCCGCGCACCUCGCGGGGACUCAGCUUCCCCCGCAACUGGCGCAAUCUCUUUGGCGUUCGCAACAGCUUCUUGGGAGGUGCCACAGGCACUGGUGGCCCCGUAACUGGACUCCGGAUGAUGCAUCCCUUGGAUGCAGCCAGCCAACGUGCCAACACCAUCGAGGUGGACGACUGCGACUAUCUUUCGCACAUGGCGGGUGGCGGCACACAACAGCAGCUCCUCCUGCUGGAGCAGCUCGAGCAACUGCAACAUUUGGCGGCCAUGGCGGCCGCCGAUUCCCCACCCAUUUCGGCGGGGCUCGGCCACGGAGUUGGAAUGGGAUGUGGGAUGGGGAUGGGAGCACCGCAACGUGUCCUGGUGACGGACGCGAACAGCGGCGAACUGGUGGAGCAGUUCUUUGUGGAGCCUGCGACAGCCGCUGAGGAGACAUCGGUCAUCGAUCCGCUCGAUCCACUCGAACCACUCGAUCCUCAUGUGCAUCUGCAUCCGCAUUCUGUCUACUAUUCGCCUCAUUUGUCCACCAACCAUCCGUCAUUUUUGACGCCCAACGACAUGUUUCAACGACGGCCCAACGGACAGACACCAACCGCCUCCCCCUCCGCCACAGCCUUUGCUCAUGCCUAUCCGCUGCCGCUGCCGCUGCCCAGCUUUGAGCAAUUCAAGCGCAUUACUACGCCCGUCAUGAAUCUCUUCCGCAGCUCCUCGCCCAUUCCCAAUGUCCACGCCCACGCCCAUGACCACGCCCACACGGUAUCCUCCUCGCCCAGCUCGUACGUGGGCUAUGUGCGGGACCAUCUGGACAAGAGCUGCAGCCACUGCCAGAACGGCAGCCAGCCGGUGGUGCUCUCCACGAAUACGGCCCUGGCAAUGCCCGGACUGACAAUCGGAGCCUGUACGGAUCCUUGCUGCCUGGUGGACGCGCAUCCGCAUCCGCAGCACCAACCGAUCGCGUACCCGUACAGUGCGGAGCAACUGCUUCGCCGCCCCUCGCUCUCCGCCUCCAUGUACCAGCCGAGCAGCUCGGAGCCCUCGCUGCCCACCAUGGACCCGGCAAUGUGCGGCGAGUGCGUCGACCAGCACUUCCUGGGCGGCCUCACCGGCCCCCAGGUGAACCUCGGCGCCGUGCCCACCUAUCACGUGCACACGCCCACCCCGACCGCCCAUCGGCGGGCCAAGGCGCAGCUGGCGGCGCCUCCGUCGCUGCCCACCCAGUCCGUGCUGCGUCUCUCGCGCCAGCUGAGCGAGGACGCCCUGGUCUCCUCCAUGCCCAUCUCUGAGUCGACGGCCAAGGCACAGCCCACCUCGAUCCUGAAAAAGCCUAAGCUCGACCGCCGGCGCAUGUUCCACGAGGGCCAGUCGCGGUCCCUGGACUACGACGACCUGCACAACAAGAGCUGGGGCCGCCGGCGCAUUCGCUACGAGGAUGAGGUGGCCCAACACGAGGCGGCCGCCUAUCCCUAUCCCCAUUCCUACCCCUAUCCCCAUUCCUCGUCGUCUCCGUCGGAGGGACAGCUGCCCAUGUCGCGGCGCUACGGGUCUGAGACGAACAUCCGGCAGUCGUACAUGGGCGCCAAUGUGGAUGCCCACAAUCCGCUGAGUCACUCGCAUUUCCUCGUCACCGACGACAAGAUUGUGACCAUCACCUACGACUCGGACGUGGGCUGGACCCGGCGCGGCGUUGCCCCAUCACUCUUUCGCGGGCCGCACCGGCAGCAGAGAGGAGCCAUGUCGCUGGAUCUGCAGCGGACCAAUCAGCAGAAGCUCUACGGCCCGGCAGCGCCGUACCUGAAGCGUCGGCGGAAUUUGCCACAUCCGCCUAGUGCACAGAACGCGCACAACUUCUCGCCCAUGGAGGCACGGGACGGUGGAUCGACGGGGAUGGACUAUACACUGCCGCAGCAUGGUGGCGAGCAGCGGGGCAGCGGUAACAUCGGAAUCGGAGUCGGAAACGGUAGCGGGGGCGGGGGCGGUGGUUCACACAACACCAACAAUAUUAACAGUUACAGUAACAGUACCACACUCAACCAAUCACACCACCAGAAUCACACCACAAUCACCAACCACCACAAUAGCCAACAACAACAAGCGAGUAGUGUUAGUGUUAGUCAAAGUCACAACAAAAAAGGGAAAGAAGGCAUCAACGCUAUCGGCGGAACGAUGGCAUCAUCGGAGCAACAGACGAAAUCUAGUAGUGGGAGCGGUGGUGCAACAUCUACUGCCGCCGCUGCUGGCAAUGUCGUCCUCGGUGGUAAUAAUGCUAAUAAUGCUUCUUCUUCCUCUUUUGCAAAUCCCCCACAACAACAUCAUGGUGUCGCCAAUCAACCAAUUACAACAAAUGCAUCACCCAACACCAACACCAAUACGAACACCAACAUUAACAACUAUAACAAUUACAUGAACAAUAACAACAACAACAACAACCGUGCCCAAUCAUCAUCAACAACACCACACCAACAACAACAAAACACCAAUUCAACAACACCAAUGAACACAACAACAACGAAUGACGUUAACAACUUGACUCAUGACGCAACAAAUCCCACACAACAACAACAACAAAAUACAUGCACAAAUCUCAUCAACAAUACAACAACAACAAUCACAACUUCAACAACAAACACAUCGUCGAAUGCAACGAAUGCGGCGACAACAACGACGACAACGACAACAACUUCAACAACAACAACUGCAACAAAUGCUACAACAACUGCCACAAAUCCAACAACGAAUACAAAUACAAAUAAUACGAACGAUACAAACGCAACAACAACGAACGCAAAUGCCGAUGCGGAUGCGGACGCGGAUGCUCCGCUCGAUGCCAUCGACUGGGAUGCUAUCGAUGCCAUGUUGGAUGACGACUUCAGCGAGUACGACAAGGACAAGAACGGCCCUGAGGGCGGUGCCAAGUCCACAGAAGGUGGCACCGGGGGAGAAGAUAAAGCUGAUGGAAGCCAAUCGGAUACCGCUAAUGAUCGGAAGAAAGGCGGCGCCGUGGACCAGGAACGCUCGCCAAAGGGCGGCAGCGGCAUGGGCAAGAAAUCCAAUUCCACCUCCCAGCUGUCCGCAACAGGUCGUAAAAGACGUAUGGGCUUUGGAAAGAAGGGUAAGAACUCGUUCACGGUGCAUCGCAGCGAAGAGGUGCUGCCCGGUGAUAUCACGCGCGAGCUGCGCGGUGGCGGUGGCGUUGGCGUCGGUGGUGCCGCUGGUGGUGCCAGAGGUACGGCCGGAGGCGUUGGUGGUGGCCUCUCGCGUGGCUCGUCCUCGGAGGCGGACCCCAUUGAGCAGUUUUUCGGCGAUGGCGCCGGUGGGGAAAGAUUCUCUCCCUCGUUGCGCAAUGAUGGAGCCCUCAAUGAGUUUGUCGAGGGCCUGGGACCAGGACAACUGGUGGGUCGCCAGGUGCUUGGUGCUCCCUCACUGGGCGACAUCCAGCUAUCGAUGUGCCAUCAGAAGGGCUUUCUAGAGGUGGAGGUCAUUCGAGCCAGAGGGUUGACGCAAAAACCCUCAUCGAAGAUGCUGCCCGCUCCAUAUGUGAAGGUGUAUCUGGUGUCGGGAAAGGAUUGCGUGGACAAGAUGAAGACUUCGACGGCGCGUCGCACCCUGGACCCGCUCUACCAGCAGCAGUUGGUGUUCAAGCACUCCUACGCUGGUUGCAUACUCCAGAUAACCGUAUGGGGCGACUACGGGCGCAUCGAGAAGAAAGUGUUUAUGGGCGUCGCUCAGAUAAUGCUCGACGAUCUGAAUCUGUCAAAUAUCGUGAUCGGCUGGUAUAAGCUCUUUGGCACCACCUCACUGGUCAGUUGCUCUUCUAUAGGUUUAGGCUCUAGGCGCUCAUCGUUAGCAUCACUUGAUUCACUCAAACUCUAGGAUUUAGCGAUACAUCUGCGAACUAAAUUCGAAACGUACAAAUACAAAUUGAAACUUAGCUAGAACUGGCACUAGCAAGUUGCUAAAAAACACUUGCAUUAUCUAUAUAUUUAUGUAUAAACCCAGACACACACACAAUCACACAAUAUAUAUAAUUAAAAUAUACAUUUGCAUACGUAUGUCUCGACAUUUAGUUCCGUAUUGACCGUAAUGUGCAAACCAAGUAAAAGAAUUGACCAUUAACCAACCAGCAACUAAAAGUAAAUAAUUUGUAGAGUAGUUAAUCACAAAACAAACACCUGUCAAAUCAGCAGACCAAACUAUCAACCGAUUACUGAUUGGUUCGAUACGCUUAACAAAGCGACCAAAAACAAAAAAAAAAACAAAAACCUAAAAUAAUAUUGAUAAAAUAGUGAACAUCUCAAAUGCAUUUGUUUUUAGCUAGAAUUAUUUACAUAUAAAAUAAUGACACAGACACACGCACUCCUGUAAAUGAAACGCUUGUUAUAUUCACACACACAGACACCGAAACACCCACAACCACCACAACCAUGAGGCCAACAACCACCAAAACAACAACAACAACAGCUAUUGACAUUGUAUGAUGAAAAGUCAAAUGAACCACAAAAAGGUUGAUCGUAAUCGCAACCAAAUCAAAAUCGAAAACAAAAAUGAAUAUAUAUCCUCUCUCGCUAAGUCACCAUAAAUCUACCGUUACUACAACGUAGCUUUCACAUAGACUCGUUCAAUACUCAUAUAGUAACCCUUGCAGAGAGCUGCCAGCCAGGCAGCCAAAUAGCAAAGGACCAAGGUCAGCCUGCAGCAGCAUCAGCAGCAGCAGCGGAAGCAACGUGGCAUCCGCCGGCCUGUGAUCCCCAUUCGGCAUGUUGCUGGCCUAAGCUAAGUCCAGAUCCGUAAUUUUUUCUAUUCUACAACCGAAAGGCGAGGGAGAUAUUCAGCAACAAAAAGUAAUGAAAAUUAAAAAAAUUAACAAAAAACGAGAAAAACAAAAAUGAAAAUUAAAAAAGAGAGAAAAUAUCUAAUUUUUGUAAGUCAUGAAAACAAAUGCAUUUAACGAACCGAGAGAACCGAGAACACAAGAGCAGAGCAGUAAACAGAUUAAACGUAACUAUGGAAAACAGAUACAAGAUAGAUAUAUAUAUAUAUACGAGUACAUACAAUACAUAUACACAUAUAUAAUGGAUAACAUUUGAAAAAAGGAUACUUGUAAAUUAUGCAUAUUUAAAUUAAUUUUUACUACACACCUAAGAUCACUAUUAUUUUCGUAAUACGAUUACUACGAUUAUUAUUACUAAAAACUAUUAUUGAGAUAAAAUGAGAUAAAAGAGGAAGAAGGAGAAAAAAAAACCAAUAACCGAAAACCAAAGAAAGAAAGUACAUCUAAGGAAAGGAGAAAGUUCAAGUGCUGACAGUCUUGCCUAAGCCAACGCCUAAGCUUGAGCAGCGUGCGGAAAGGGGAUAUAAAAUGUUUAAUAAAUAAUUAGCUAAAUCUAAAUCGAAAAUCUGUAAAUGAAAGUUAUAGAUUUUCAGAUGAUGCGAUGGCAGUUAUUUAAGUAUAUAUACAUAUAUAAAUUAAUAUAAAUCUAUAUAUAAAUAUAUUUACAGUCUAAGCAAGCAAAGAACCACUAACACUUAAAUAAGCCUAACUUACGAUUAAACCUAAACUUAAUGUUAAUGUUUAGGUUUAAGGUUUGGGUAACUACAAAACGGGAGAUUAUUUCUAGAGAUAUAUGAGAUAUGUACGUAUUAAUCGAACAACAACCACAACAAAUAUUUACCAAGCGCGAGAUGAGCAAGUUUAACUUAAUACAAAUUCUCAACUUAAGCUGUAAAUAGGAUCACACACACACACACACCACAGCCGGACUAUCGAUUGUCGUCGUCUACCGAUUACCAGAUCUUAGGCUUUAUACAAAAUUUGUUUGCUCUGCGCUCCGUCAAAAACUCCACAGCAACCCCAAAAUGUGCGAGUUUUUGCCGGCUAGCGAUGGGCACAGUAUACAGCCACAGCUACAGCGACAGCUAUGUAUCAUAUAAUUUAAACUAGAGCAAUGAGAACACACACUCUAUCUCUCUCUAUCUCUCUAUAUAUAUAGACACAUACUAUAUACUACGUAUAACGCGAUUUUGUUGUAGCUAACCCGCGCUUCACAUUUUCACGCUUCUAGAGAAUCGCUAUAGAAUCCGUUUGCGCCGUUUGCUCGGUUCCAAUCAACUUGCCUCGAAAAACAAACGCAUCAAGUACCUUCAAGUUAAUAGUGUGAGCUGUAAAAAUCGUUACCUGCUUGCCAAAGACACAUAAAUUACAUUAAAACACACAUAGCGUCGUAACACAUUAGCAUAAAUGGAAAAAUAGGAAAACUGUAAGGAGGAGGAAAACCAAAGAUAGUUUGCAAAUUACAUUACAUUUUAGUUUGAGAGACAUUCUAUUGGCGUUCUUUUGGGCAACAUUUUGCAAUGCAUUCCCGAAGGGAGGAGGACUCCCCAAUUGGUUCACUUUAAGGAAACAUAUCACAGGCCUGGGACAGACAGUAGGACAGACAGACAGAGUGAUGGAUGCGAGCAGUUAACUUUUAUAAAUAGUAUACUCGUAUUAGGACUAUAGGGCAAAGAAAUAUAUACAUUCAGAUAUAUAAGAGAAACGUAGCUAUUGUUCCUAUCCAGUUGUUUAAUGUUCGUUCAUUUUGCUUUCACUCAUGGCUACGGAUAUUGAUUUGAACCUUUCCGUCCAUUCAUUCAGCUUUCAACACACAACAACGCAAGAUAAAGUUAAAUAUAUAUUGACAGGUUCAUAUCCAUCCAAGCUGCAGCUUCCUAAAUCAGAACUACGACCACUACAGAGAUACGUAAAGAAUUGCCAAAUCACGACAGGCAGAAUGCAUUCAAAAUGUUGCCACAAGAAAAACACAACAACAAGAACACACAUUAGAAGAAAAGUCAGGAUAUGAGGAUGAAGAAAAGGCGCUUCAAAUAUUUGAGAAAAGAAAAAACUACCAGCGAGGUUUCCAGCAACUAAUUAUACGAUAUAUAAAUCAGAGAUACAUUCAACAUAAAAGCAUACAGACAUUAUAGAUAGUUAAUCCGAUUUGUACACUCCACUUCGAUAGCCACGAACUUCAUACGAACUUUUCUAUGAUAAAACUCUCUCUCUCUCUCUAUCUCUAUCUUUGUAUUGUUUCCACUGCUCUCCUUCAGCAAACAUUCGAAAAUGCUUUAAUUAAUCAGCAAACCAGCAAAGAAUAUGGACAGGAUGUGAAACAAACGGCGGCAAGGGCCGAAGUUGAAGUGCUCUUUCCGUGUACAUACCAUUGGAAUGGAAUUACUUGACGCCUCCUACGACACGAGUACAGUUUCGGAAAGGGCAUUUCCUCCGUUUAGACAUAGAAGAUGAUUCUUAUUAGAAUUCCUCUAGAAUUCGUUACAUUUAAGUCACACAAAUGACAAAGCAUAUAGAAAAUGUUACUGAAGCAAAUGAUAUAUUACGGCAAGUUAUUUCAAGGGCAACCGAAAACCAAGAAACAAAAACAAAACAAAAAUGCUACCUACACAACAACCACAAGAACAACAGAAGAAUAUAUCAUUUAUUGCGAAUGUUGAACACAAAAUUGAUUAAGAGGCAGGGGCCAGCGCUCGCUGGGCGCUCUGGAUACCUUGUAUUGUAUUUUAAUAUCUCGACAACAAUCGAAGGUCGAGAAACGACAAUAAACUGUGAAAAGAAUAUGUAAAAAACAAAAACAAAACAAAAAAAGAAACUAAAAUUAUAUUAUUAACAAGAUUUGCAGAGAAGGCAUUAUUAAUAUUGAAGAACACAGAAACUUGAAUUGUGUAAAACUAAAAACUAAAGAGAAAC